AUGAGGUUGACUUAUCAUAAGGACCUUUCUGUCAAUAUAGCAUCCUUCUAUCUAAGAACCACAGGUUUUUGGUUAGCCACUAGUCGUAGAGAACAAUUGUUCAGGAACGCUACUAUUUUAUAUACCGCCAUCCUUGUCGCCUACAUCUUGGGGACUGAAGUGAGGGAUCUCUACUUCUCUUUCGAAGACUAUGUCGUGAAAAAUUUUGGAAGGAACGAAUCAGACAGGGAAUUGCUAUUUAAUUUGUGGGUGGACUUUCCAUUGUCUAUGUCACCAUAUUUUGAAAUUCUGUUCACUUCACAGGCUUUGGGUCUAUAUCAAUGCGGAGUAUGUUAUCUUUGCUUCGAUAAUAUGUUCUGCAUUAUGUGCUUUCACGUGGGCGGGCAAUUUCGUGUAUUACAGUAUAGAAUAAACAAAAUGUUAAGUCUGGAGAAGGAAAGAAAUUUUAACGGAGAUAAAAACACGUAUACCUCGGACAAAUAUUAUGCGAUAUUCAAAAAUUGUAUUGAACAGCAUAAGGCCCUCAUUGUCUUUUGUGACACGCUCGAAGUAAUAUUUACUGAAAUUGUAUUGGAACAAGUGAUCAUAUUUGGCAUAUUAAUUUGUUUCAUCGGAUUUCAAUUGGUUUUGGUGGACCUGGUUGAUUCGUAUAAAAAUGGCUUCGUAGCUUUCAUCCUCUGCAUCAUGUGUCAACUAUUCAUGUUCACGUAUAGUUGCGAUUUCGUAACGCAAGAAAGCAUGAAUGUUUCGUCGGCCAUUUACACAAUACCGUGGACAGAUCUACCAAUGGAUAAAUAUGGAAAAAUGAUACGAAGAGAUUUUCAAUUCGUUAUCACGCGGUCCCGACGGGCGUGUUGUUUGACCGCCUGUGGUUUCUUUCCUAUAUCCCUUGAGACUUAUAUUAGGAUCAUGAGUACAGCAGUAUCAUAUUUCACCAUACUGAGGCAAACUAACAUGGAUGCAGAAGAGAAUUAA
This is a messenger RNA of Eufriesea mexicana, 975 nucleotides long. Its product is annotated as odorant receptor Or2-like. Gene Ontology annotation, cellular component: plasma membrane. Gene Ontology annotation, biological process: detection of chemical stimulus involved in sensory perception of smell; sensory perception of smell. NCBI's taxonomy places the organism in Eukaryota, Metazoa, Arthropoda, Insecta, Hymenoptera, Apidae. Gene Ontology annotation, molecular function: odorant binding; olfactory receptor activity. The transcript is spliced from 5 exons. The record is from RefSeq and is a predicted model, not a curated record. Bases 1 to 975 code for a protein of 324 amino acids.